Messenger RNA from Notolabrus celidotus (New Zealand spotty), 1711 nucleotides. RefSeq lists its product as uncharacterized. The record is from RefSeq and is a predicted model, not a curated record. The coding region runs from base 95 to 1072 and encodes 325 amino acids. Lineage: Eukaryota; Metazoa; Chordata; Actinopteri; Labriformes; Labridae. Gene Ontology annotation, molecular function: sequence-specific DNA binding. The transcript has 7 exons.
CCUGUCAGCUGAGUUUAUCCGGAAAGGGAAGAAGAAGAGAAGACUUCAUAACAACAAACAUUCGGUUUUCCUUCUUCUCAUACACGGACACCAGAUGAGAAUGGGUCGGCAGUGUUGCGUCCCUGGCUGCAAAAGCACUUUCGGACUUCACAGCUUUCCCGCGGAUGUGGAAAUAAGGCGGCGAUGGUUGCGUGCAGUUGGCCUGCUGGACCAUGCUCCGGUUCCUAGAGCUGGGGUGUGCAACCGCCAUUUUUCCAGGGAUUGUUUCUCCAACCUUAUGGAGGUGGACAUGGGUUUCACUAAAGUCACCAAGCUGAAACAUGACGCAGUGCCAGACGUUGCUCUCCCGGUGCCGACAACAGGACAAAAAUCCCGGCAGCAACGUCUACUGCCGCCCCCCCCGCGGCAUAUUGAGCCGAAACCGACCAGAGAGAUCGGGCACCAGACGGAUCCAGUCCUCAACAAACACGCUUUCGGACAGGUGGACCUGAAGCCUAACAGGAGAAGCAAAGCUACUCAGACCCGAAAUCUAAACCGGAGUGUGUGGUGUGACACACACACUCUCAUGGCUGACCCUGAGGCUUCCAGUGUGAGCUCCACCCCUGUAAGAAGACCAGGAUGUGAGGUGCUAAUGGAGGAUUUAAGCUGUCAGCUUCACGCAACAGACUCUACCACAAACUGUACAAGUUCCUCAGAUGAGCUGUCAGCUCAAACAACAAACAAGUACCUCGUCCAUGAAGGGAAUCUAAUGGAGCUGUUCAAAGAAUGUCCUGUCUGCACCCAGAGCUGUGACGUCUCUAAAACAGUUCAUGGGACACUCCUGCAUGUGGAGCAGCGCUGUGCUCACUGCGAGUACUUUCAGGAGUGGUCCAGUCAGCCAAUGGUGAACAACACACCAGCAGGGAACCUCCAACUGUGUCCAGCGGUUGAGUUCACAGGCACAUCAGUUAUUGAGAUAUGCCAGGUCAUGGAGGCUGUCAAGAUCCAAGGGGUGUCAGAAACAAUGUUCCACAAACACCAGAAGGCACUCCUUCCCCACCAUCAGCUGUCAGAGGAACAGAAACCAGGAUGACAUCUUGGACCGUGACAUGGGUGCAGACUCACCAGGCACUGUGUUCCUGUUUACAUGACUACAGGCCCAGACCCUGUCACCCAAAGACUGUACUUCAGACUACUGUGUGCUACAUGGUUGCACUCUUCAGUUGGAGCUUGGAGUCAGAAAGGAAGCGUCAUGCCUCUUAACGCACUUCCUCAUUCCCUCUCUUCAUGUACGUGCAUCUCUGGUGGCCAGGGACUGACGCCGGACUUCCACCAGACGCAUGGAUGCAUGGGUGCAACUUGAGAGAACUUAAAUGUAGCCGGAGACAUCAAGUCGACUCCACCAGGCUAACGUGGCUUCAGAUUUUGGGCAUGUUGGCUGCUGAAUGGCUUGGUUUCAUUUUUGCGUGCAUGUUUACAGAUUAGACCAUUCAGGCCGCUGGUGUGAGCGACGUGUCACACAAACACACACGAACAGACUCCUCUUGUUUUGUCGAGCACAGUUAUCUGCUAAGUGAAGACAUGUGCAAAGCUCUUUAUCCAAGGUGACAGCAGGCUAACUAGUGCAGGCGUUUGGGUCCCCAAAUUUUAAACCAAUCAAAUCCUGUCCUGCCGUUCUGCCCGCCUCCUGCGCGUACAUUUCCCGGCGUUCACUCCCCGUCUCCUGCCUCUG